AGCUUGGCGGCGUCUGUCCGCUUCUCCUCAGCGUCCCACAGACCGCCACAGCAGCGCCGCAAGUUUUGACAUUUUGGCGGCGGAGGUGCGCCCGGGCGCUCUCGGGUCGGCGGCGGCAGCAGCAGCAGCCAACCUUCCAGGUCUCCUUAGCCGUGCCUCGGCGCUCCUGCCGCCUCAGUCGGGUGGCCACGAGGCCCCGCACCCCCUCCCGCGCUCCCCGGUCGGGUGGCCGCAGCCAUGUCGCGGGGGCCGGAGGAGGUGAGCCGGCUCACGGAGACCACCUACCGGAAUGUUAUGGAACAGUUCAAUCCUGGGCUACGAAAUUUAAUAAACCUAGGGAAAAAUUAUGAAAAAGCUGUUAAUGCUAUGAUCCUGGCAGGAAAAGCCUACUACGAUGGAGUGGCCAAGAUUGGUGAGAUCGCUACUGGGUCCCCCGUGUCAACUGAGCUUGGGCAUGUUCUCAUAGAGAUUUCCAGUACCCACAAGAAACUCAAUGAGAGUCUUGAAGAAAAUUUCAAAAAAUUCCAUAAGGAGAUUAUACAUGAGCUGGAGAAGAAGACAGAGCUUGAUGUUAAGUAUAUGAACGCAACUCUAAAAAGAUACCAAGCAGAACACAGGAAUAAAUUAGAUUCUUUGGAGAAAUCUCAAGCUGAGCUGAAGAAGAUCCGGAGGAAAAGCCAAGGAGGACGAAAUGCACUAAAAUAUGAACACAAAGAAAUGGAGUAUGUAGAGACUGUUACUUCUCGUCAGAGUGAAAUCCAGAAAUUCAUUGCAGAUGGUUGCAAAGAAGCUCUACUUGAAGAGAAAAGGCGCUUCUGCUUUUUGGUUGACAAACACUGUAGCUUUGCAAAUUAUAUACAUUAUUAUCACUUACAGUCUGCAGAAAUACUUAAUUCCAAACUGCCCAGGUGGCAGGAAACCUGUGGUGAUGCCACCAAAGUACCAGAGAAAAUCAUGAGUAUGAUAGAAGAAAUAAAGACUCCAGUCUCUACCCCAAUAUCCGGAACACCUCAGCCUUCACCCAUGAUCGAGAGAAGCAAUAUGGUUGGGAAAGAAUAUGACACUCUUUCUAAAUACUCACCAAAGAUGCCCCCAGCCCCUUCAGGCAAAGCAUAUACCAGUCCUUUGAUUGAUAUGUUUAAUAACCCAGCAAUCGUCACACAGAAUUCAGAUAGGACAAAUAAUUCAACAGAUGUUUCAGAAGAUGCCAGUUUACAGCGAUCGGUUUCUGUUGCAACUGGACUGAACAUGAUGAAGAAGCAGAAAGUUAAGACUAUUUUCCCCCAUACUGCUGGCACCAACAAGACCUUACUCAGCUUUGCACAGGGAGAUGUCAUCACACUACUCAUCCCCGAGGAGAAAGAUGGCUGGCUCUAUGGGGAGCAUGAUAUCACCAAGGCGAGGGGAUGGUUCCCGUCAUCAUAUACAAAGUUGUUGGAAGAAAACGCAAAGGAAACAGCGACUAUGCCCACACCAAGCCCUGCGCCAGUGAGGAGCAUCAGCACUGUGGACUUAACUGAGAAAAGCAAUGUCGUCAUCCCCGCACCUGAUUACUUGGAAUGCUUGUCCAAGGGAGCAGCUGCAGACAAAAGAGGAGAUGUUGCCAAAAAUACUUCUACUUUCAAAGCACCAGUAUCCAAGCCAGAAACCACAUCUUCUCAUAAUACCAAUGGGACUGCGAAGCCACCCUUCCUCAGUGGAGAAAACCCCUUUGCUACUGUGAAACUCCGACCGACGGUAACUAAUGAUCGAUCAGCCCCAAUCAUUCGAUGAGAAGACAGCCAAGAAUUCUUCUGGUUCCUCCCAUGUUCAGUUCUCAAUUGCAAAUGAUAGGUAUAUAUUGUUGGAUGUGUGCUAUGACUUUCAAAGCUUUGCCAGAGGGUACCUGAUUUAAAAUGUAUUCUACUUGAGCAAAUCAAUACAUUUUCUCAAUUUAAGACAUUUCUGUCUUUAAGGUAAAUGAAUACUAGUUUAAUAACCAACUCAAUCAUUUAAAAUAGUUUCUUCCUGUUCUAUUCAAGAAACUAUUUACUUCUAAUCCUUACUACACCUUUUUAUUAUUCUAUUAAUUUUUUUCUUAGCCAGAAAUAAGGGAUAGGCUAUGCUUUCAUGACUGGCUUUCUGCACCUGAAUGCCAAUGAGAUCACAGUUUUAUAAAGCAUGUGCUCUUAAGUAGCAUUAUGAUAUUUAUCUAAAUGGAAAUAUUGCAUAAAUUUGCGUCAUAGUAUGCAAAUCAUAAUUCCAAGGGUAUAAAUUAUGAAAAUGUAUAAAUGUAAUUUUUUAACUUAAAAAUUAUAAACUUGCUUAAUCAAAUGUCAAACUACCCAAGAUGGAGAAAUUCCCACCCCUUCCCUGAUUUCAACAGAGCUGUAAAGUGCUGAGACAUUUUGCCUCUGCUUAUCACAGCCAUAUUAAGCACUUAACCCUUUGACUCUGGAGCACUCAGAAAUGAAACAUUCCUACAGACGUCAUUCACACCAAAUGAACAUAUUGUUUGAAUGCCUAUGCUCGCAGUCAAAAAGGUUAAGAAAUAAUCUCCAAGUGCUACUGAAUUUGGUAGUUAAGAGUUUUUGACCAGAUUCCCUGCAGGCCAGGCUGUGCCACACCUGGGCUUGGCACAUAGGACAUGUGCAAAUCUGAGGGGGUCCAUGUUUGGAGGCCCCAGGUGCUCUCACUAAGCUAGUUGACCAAAGCUGCAUCCAUCACUAAUUCACCAGGAAACUUCUCGGGUCCCAGUUUCUCCAAGUUUUAAUCAGGUACUGACCCACAAAGGGCACUUUUAUAAAGCCAGGGUGACCUCUGGUGGCUGAAGGGAUGGGUCUUUCAACCCAGCAGCUAGCACAUGCCUAGACUUGGGCCUCCAGUACAGUAGUCUCUGCACUAGCAACCCUGGGCCAAAGGUUGGACCUAUUUUGAGUGGAGAAUCACAGUUAAAAUUCACCCCUACCCACUGUGUGUACUGGGGAUGCUGAAACAGUUGCUUUUCACAGCUCCUCUGGUCUCAACAAAAGUAUAACCAUUUUCCUUUAUGCCUAAAAUUGGUCCCGGUCAAAUGCAGGUCGAGCAGUUUCACGGUCUGCCUAUCCCAGGAGGACAAACCAGGUGACCCUGUCAUGGGCUGCUGGCCUAUAUUAACCACCCCCCACCAUGACCCACAGUACUGGUCAUGCAGGUGCUGCAGCCAGGAAAGAAAAUUCAGCUCUGUGCCUCUCCACCUUUUAAGACAGGCAGAGCAGGCUGGCAGAAGUCAUCAUGGACAGCAGCAGGGCAGGGGGCAUGACCUGGUCUUCAAAGCUCCACUCCUGUGGAUUUUUCUGGUUUUGUUACAGAGGUAGAAUAGGGCCUAGGAUUAUUAGCUGCAAUUUGCAGGUCCCCUCUGGCUCACCCCACAGGCAAGGAGACUGGUCUUGUCCUCAACACAUGCUCUGUAAAUGCCAAGUAUUAUAUUUAAUAAAGAAUUUGAAAACGGCA
Molecule: messenger RNA, 3471 nt
Organism: Otolemur garnettii (small-eared galago)
Lineage: Eukaryota; Metazoa; Chordata; Mammalia; Primates; Galagidae
Gene: BAIAP2L1
Product: BAI1 associated protein 2 like 1
Exons: 14
Coding region: 238-1773 (511 amino acids)
Biological process (GO): actin crosslink formation; positive regulation of actin filament polymerization; plasma membrane organization
Cellular component (GO): nucleoplasm; cytosol
Molecular function (GO): protein binding
Source: RefSeq, a predicted model, not a curated record